AGCAACUCCAACUUCAUUUCAGACGUACACAGAAAACAGGUACACCGUACACGAACACCUUUACUCAUAGGCGUGCAAGACCAAGUACUCCAUUCACAUCGCAUACACAUAAAAACUCAUAAAUCUCACGCAAACAAGAACAUCAUAAAAAUAAAUAUAAAAUAUAAGAUACUAAAAUAACCAGAGCAAAGGAGAUCACUAAGAUGAUUCACUCAUAGUUAUACGAAAAGAAAGAAGCAACAGAGAGCUCAACCACAAUGUUUCAGUUCCAGACAAACGCUGCGACGGCGAGCACAGCGGCAGCAACAGCAAGUGAGCAGCUCCCACCGGCGGCCAUGGGGCCCGUCGCCGCCGCGCCGUUGUUGGACGAUCCGCUGUACUGGGCGGUGGCAUCCUCAAAACAGCUGACGAUGCAUACGACGAACAGCACGAGCGCAAUGACCGGCUUGGGAGAAGAACGCUCCAUCUUGUUCUGCUUUUGCUUGCCUGUUCAGAGUUCAGAUCUCAGAGCUGAGACGAUACACUUGAGCAUUUCGCUCAAAUUGACAGGAUUUAUAUAGAAUUGCCUCAAGUUGACAUGGUAAACAUAGUACACAGAUGCACAAUACAAGUUUGUCCAUUUCUCUACAUCGUGUUCUGCUCGCCAGGAUGAGUUGGGUUUGAUCUGGACGGCUGGUUUGUUGCUGCAUAUUCGUCUGAAAAAUUCAACAAGCAGAUGAGGUGCUGGCUUUGUUUCUGAUGCUAGAGUUCCUUCCUUUUUGUCACUUGUAAGUUGUAACUUUCACUAUCCAUACAACAAACGUAACAAAAUUUCCUUUUCAGAGAACAAAACUGAUGAUCUGAUUGACAACGUCAGUUCUUAUGUGUGUUGGUCGCAUCGCAUUUAUCAAUGAGCUUAGAUGAUGCCUAUGUUCAGCUGAUGCCUGAUGCCAUCAGCCACAGCCAUGUCGAUACGCUGGCUGAUUAGCUGAUCGAUGACUCCAAUGUAAGCAUGGAAACCACCUAGUACAUCAUAUGGCACUCCGGUGAUGAGAGGAGUUCGUGUUUUCUUGGGGCGCUGCGUUGCUGGAGUUCAUGGGGCCAGCCGCGCCGCCGUCCGAAGCCGCCGCGGCGGCCGACGAUGUGGUGCUCCCGUACAUCUCGCGUAUUCUCAUGGAGGAGGACAUCGACGACGACAUGUUCUUCUGCCUGUACCCCGACCACCCCGCUCUCCUCGAGGCGCAGCAGCCGUUCGCCCAGAUCCUCUCCUCCUCCUCCGGCAUCGCCGGUGAGGUGAACAGUGCACCCAUGGAGGAUUCUGCUGCCUUGAUGAUGCAGGGGAGCGGCAAUGGUAGGGGACGGAAGGGUAGUAAGCAUGGCGGGGACGAGCUGGAGGCCGAGGUGGGCAGGGCGAGCAAACUGAUGGCCACGCCGGAGGAGGAGGACGACGACGACGAUGGCGUCGGCGAGAUGUUGGAGAAGAUGAUGCUCAACGGGGACGAGGAGAUGAACGCGCCACGCGUCCCCGCGGAGAAAAACGGCGGGAAGGCGGCGCGGCGGAAGAGGAGGCAGGGCAAGGGGGAGGUGGUGGACCUGCGCGAGCUGCUCAUGUCGUGCGCGCAGGCGGUGGCAUCGGGCAACCGCCGGAGCGCCGGCGAACUCCUGGAGCAGAUCAAGCGGCACUCGUCGCCGACAGGGGACGCCACCGAGCGGCUGGCGCAUUACUUCGCCGACGGCCUGGAGGCGCGGCUGGCCGGCGCGGCGAGCCUGGAGCACCGGCUGCUCGCGUCCGCGGAGGAGCGCGCGUCGGCCAUGGAGUUGCUGGAAGCGUACCAGGUGUUCAUGGCGGCGUGCUGCUUCAAGUGGGUGGCGUUCACGUUCGCCAACAUGGCCAUCCUCCGCGCGGCGGAAGGGAGGAGCAAGGUGCACAUCGUGGACUACGGCGGUCAGUACCACGGCCUCCAGUGGCCAUCCUUGCUGCAGCGGCUGGCGGAGAGGGAAGGCGGGCCACCGGAGGUGAGGAUGACGCUCGUCGGCCACCCGCAGCCAGGUUUCCGGCCAGCCCGACGGCUCGAGAGGACGGGGCGCCGGCUCAGCAACUGCGCGCGCGCGUUCGGGCUCCCAUUCAAGUUCCGCGCCGUGGCGGCGGCGAGGUGGGAGACGGUCACCGCCGAGGACGUCGUCGGCGUCGACCACGACGAGGCGGCGGUCGUCGUGAACGACGUGCUCAGCCUGGGCACCCUGAUGGACGAGAGCGGCGUGUUCGACGACCCGAGCCCUCGGGACACGGUCCUCGGCAGCAUCCGCGACAUGCGCCCGGCGGUGUUCGUCCAGGCCGUGGUGAACGGCGCCCACGGCGCGCCCUUCUUCCCGACGAGGUUCCGGGAGGCGCUCUUCUUCUUCUCGGCGCUGUUCGACAUGCUGGACGCGACGACGCCGGAGGAGGGGAGCCACCUGCGGGCGGUGCUGGAGAGGGACGUGCUGAGGCGGGCGGCGGUGGGGGUGAUCGCCGGGGAAGGGGCGGAGCGGGUGGAGCGGCCGGAGACGUACAGGCGGUGGCAGGCGAGGAAUCGGCGCGCGGGGCUGAGACAGGUGGCGGUGGAGGCCGACGUGGUGGAGGCGGUGAGGCGCAGGGUGAGGAGGCGGCAUCACGAGGAAUUCGUGAUCGAGGAGGAUGCAGGGUGGUUGCUGCAGGGGUGGAAGGGGCGCAUCCUGUAUGCUCACUCGGCGUGGGUCGUGGCAGAGGAUGGUGCGCACUAGCAACUAGCCGCCAUGACGGUGUUCGUGUGUACUGGGAAUGCUUGUUUGCUGUUGGAUCAGUGGAGUUUAUGGUCUUUGGAUUGUUUCAUAUCCCUGCAGCAACUAGCGUUGGAGAGCUCACAGUAGUAACAACAAGCUUAGUGGCAAUAAUCCUUUCAGCUGCUUCAGCACAAGACGAGCUUCCAUUGUCCACCAAUGAAUGACUAAUGUAAUAUACCAGGAAAACCAUAACGGCAUAACCACUAGCUUCCUUUCAGCACAAGACGAGCUUCCAUUGCCAUUUGUCCACCAAUGAACGACCAACCAAUGUAAUAAUACCAGGAAAACCACAGACCAGACCACAUAACCACAGAUUAGAGUUCAGUCCUUGAAGAUUGCUGAAGUUCGAUGCUGAUCCCACGGGAUCUUUCAACUGUUGGCGUUACAGCCUUUCUUUCUUUGGUGCUUAGCUUGGGCAACGUACAGGUACAGGCACCGCCCAUAUUUCUGCAGUUCUGCUCUUUCUGAAGCUUAUUGGGCGAAAGAUAUUGCCGUGUCAACAUUAGUGACCACUGACCAGCCAACACAACAUAAGAUACUUCUCACCGAGAUCACCCCAACACACACACACACAACUCAAAAACUUGAAGAAACCGGUGCCCCCUCCACUUUUAUCCGGGCUUGGGACCGGCACUGGCAGUGUUAGGCACCCCCCUACCCCCAAACAUAACACCCCAACACGUCAAGUGAAAAAACAAUUGGAGCACCUCUGACUGUUAAACAGUAUGAAGUUAGUGAGUAUAAAGAAUAGAUCGAGUUAGCUACCCAUAGCCCAUCAUAGCAUCUACCAACAUCAAGG
Molecule: messenger RNA, 3577 nt
Organism: Oryza sativa Japonica Group (Japanese rice)
Lineage: Eukaryota; Viridiplantae; Streptophyta; Magnoliopsida; Poales; Poaceae
Product: scarecrow-like protein 30
Biological process (GO): regulation of DNA-templated transcription
Cellular component (GO): nucleus
Molecular function (GO): sequence-specific DNA binding; DNA-binding transcription factor activity
Source: RefSeq, a predicted model, not a curated record